Molecule: messenger RNA, 1747 nt
Organism: Acomys russatus (golden spiny mouse)
Lineage: Eukaryota; Metazoa; Chordata; Mammalia; Rodentia; Muridae
Gene: Entpd6
Product: ectonucleoside triphosphate diphosphohydrolase 6
Exons: 14
Coding region: 133-1500 (455 amino acids)
Biological process (GO): nucleoside diphosphate catabolic process
Cellular component (GO): Golgi apparatus; membrane
Molecular function (GO): GDP phosphatase activity; UDP phosphatase activity
Source: RefSeq, a predicted model, not a curated record
ACCGCGGCUGGAGAGCUGGGCGCUCGGUGUGUAGUCGCUCUCUCUGCCUCCGGGUACGCCACUACCUCCCCUGAGGGUCCGAGGACGCCGUGCAGGCCAGCAGUGGCUACAAAGUCCCCAGCAGACUGAGAAAUGAGAAAAAUACCAAACCAUGGGACUCUGCGAAUGACAAAGGUGGCAUACCCCCUCGGACUGUGUGUGGGCCUGUUCAUCUACGUUGCCUAUAUCAAGUGGCACCGGGCCUCUGCAGCCCAGGCCUUCUUCACCCUUGCUGGGGCUGCCUCGGGGGCACGGUGGACCCAGCAGGCCUUCAGUGCCCCAGGCUCAGCUACGCAUAGCCAUGAGGUCUUCUAUGGGAUCAUGUUCGAUGCUGGGAGCACCGGCACCCGCAUCCACGUCUUCCAGUUUGCCCGGCCGCCUGGAGAAACUCCCACGUUGACUCACGAAACCUUCAAAGCACUGAAGCCUGGGCUUUCUGCUUAUGCUGAUGAUGUUGAAAAGAGUGCUCAGGGGAUCCAGGAGCUUCUGAAUGUUGCUAAGCAACACAUCCCAUAUGACUUCUGGAAGGCCACCCCUCUGGUCCUCAAGGCCACAGCUGGUUUGCGCCUGCUGCCGGGAGAAAAGGCUCAGAAGUUGCUGCAAAAGGUGAAGGAGGUGUUCAAGGCUUCGCCUUUCCUUGUAGGAGACGACUGUGUUUCCAUCAUGAACGGCACAGAUGAAGGUGUUUCAGCUUGGAUCACUGUCAACUUCCUGACAGGCAGUCUGAAAACCCCAGGAAGCAGCAGUGUGGGCAUGCUGGAUUUGGGCGGAGGAUCCACUCAGAUCACCUUCCUCCCACGUGUUGAGGGUACCCUGCAGGCCUCCCCACCCGGCCACCUGACGGCGCUGCAGAUGUUUAACAGGACAUACAAACUGUAUUCCUACAGCUACCUGGGGCUGGGACUGAUGUCGGCACGACUGGCUAUCUUGGGUGGUGUGGAGGGGAGACCUGCUGAGGAUGACAAGGAACUGGUCAGCCCCUGUCUGUCUCCCCAGUUCAGAGGAGAGUGGGAGCAUGCUGACGUCACCUAUAAGAUUGCAGGACAGAAGGCAGUGGGCCUCUAUGAGCUAUGUGCCAGCAGGGUGUCAGAAGUCCUCCGAAAUAAAGUACACAGGACAGAAGAGGCACAGCAUGUGGACUUCUAUGCAUUUUCCUACUAUUAUGACCUUGCAGCCAGCUUUGGCCUUAUAGAUGCUGAGAAAGGAGGCAGCCUUGUAGUUGGAGACUUUGAGAUAGCAGCCAAGUAUGUAUGCCGCACCCUGGAGACACAGCCACCAAGCAGCCCCUUUGCCUGCAUGGACCUCACCUACAUCAGCCUACUGCUCCACGAAUUUGGUUUUCCCAGGGACAAGGUGCUAAAGCUGGCUCGGAAAAUUGACAAUGUGGAAACCAGCUGGGCUCUCGGCGCGAUUUUUCAUUACAUCGACUCUCUGAAGAGACAGAAGGUUCCUGCCUUGUAGCAGCUGAGUUCUAGUCCCCACCCUAGCCAGAGUUCCAAGGCUCCCAACUCCAUGGACCCUUCUGUCCUGGAAGUGACACCAUCCUUGAGCAGCCUGCACCUGGCUGAGACUCUCCUGCGUGCUGCAGCAUCAUCUCCUGCAGAUUUGCCAGGAACAUGGGACAAGUGUUACCCCUCUUCACCACACUCGCUGGGGGAGGGCCAGGCUAGGAAUGCUGUCUGGCCUGAGGCCAUCUCCCUGCCUUGCA